Molecule: messenger RNA, 3638 nt
Organism: Cuscuta campestris
Lineage: Eukaryota; Viridiplantae; Streptophyta; Magnoliopsida; Solanales; Convolvulaceae
Source: the annotation of a GenBank genome assembly
GGAGAGAAAAUACAAAUAAGUCCAAGACGGCGACUUGUGAGGGAAAGUUAUAAAACCCAAACGAUCUGCCUCAGCCCUCCCCCAUCAUCCCCAAGCUUCAACCCCGUCUAGACUACCGGAAAUGGCGGAGAAGGGAGUGUGCGGAUCGGCGGACGAGUUCCUGAAGCAGUGCGAACAUUCCGGCGACGCCGCGUACGGUGCACUGCGAUCGCUGCUGGAGCGGCUCGAGGAUCCCAGUACCAGAAAGGAGGCUCGGAUCUUCCUCGCUCUUCUCCGAAAACGGUUUGGUUCCAAGGAGGAUUCCGAGCAAUGCCUCAAAUCGUACCAUUUCCAGAUUCAGGACAUAAUCCUCGAGCAGUACGAAGGCUUACAGAAGAGGAAGAAAUUGACAAUGCUGUUGAUACCUAGUAUAUUUAUUCCCGAGGACUGGUCCUUUACCUUUUACGAAGGGCUGAACAGGCACCCUGAUUCAAUCUUUGAGGACAAAACAGUUGCGGAGCUUGGAUGUGGGAAUGGAUGGAUAUCCAUUGCGAUUGCAGAUAAAUGGUCACCUUUGAAGGUCUAUGGGUUGGACAUAAAUCCCAGAGCAAUAAAAAUCUCAUGGAUAAAUCUGUACUUAAAUGCUUUGGAUGACAAUGGUGAACCCAUCUAUGAUGCGGAAAGGAAAACCUUAUUGGAUCGGGUGGAAUUUCAUGAAUCUGAUCUUCUUGGUUACUGCAGAGAUAAUCACAUAGAGCUGGAAAGAAUUGUCGGAUGCAUACCGCAGAUACUAAACCCGAAUCCAGAUGCAAUGUCAAAGAUGAUCACUGAAAAUGCUAGUGAAGAAUUUUUGUAUUCUCUGAGCAACUACUGUGUACUUCAGGGAUUUGUUGAGGAUCAGUUUGGCCUAGGGCUCAUUGCAAGAGCUGUAGAAGAAGGAAUUUCUGUCAUAAAACCAAUGGGCAUUAUGAUAUUUAAUAUGGGAGGCCGUCCAGGGCAGGGUGUCUGCAAACGCUUAUUUGAGCGUCGUGGUCUCCAUGUCACAAAGCUUUGGCAGACUAAAAUUCUUCAGGCUGCUGACACAGAUAUUUCAGCUCUAGUUGAGAUCGAAAAGAAUAGCCCACACCGCUUUGAGUUUUUCAUGGGACUUGUUGGAGAUCAGCCAAUAUGUGCUCGAACAGCGUGGGCCUAUGGUAAAUCUGGAGGUCGUAUUUCUCAUGCUUUGUCUGUAUACAGUUGUCAACUACGCCAACCCAAGCAGGUCAAAAAGAUCUUCGAGUUUGUCAAGAAUGGGUUCCGUGAAAUUAGCAAUUCUUUAGACUUGUCAUUUGAAGAUGAUGCUGUUGCAGAUGAGAAGAUUCCAUUCCUAGCUUAUCUUGCUAGUGUUCUGAAGGAGAGUGCAUUUUUCCCAUAUGAGCCACCUGCAGGAAGCAAGCGAUUUCGUAAUCUUAUUGCAGGCUUUAUGAAGACAUACCAUCACAUCCCACUAACUGCUGAUAAUAUUGUUGUCUUUCCUUCAAGAGCUGUUGCAAUUGAGAAUAUUUUUCGAUUGUUCUUGCCACGUCUUGCUAUUGUUGACGAACAACUGUCGCGGAAUCUACCAAGGAAAUGGCUAACAUCACUGAAUCUCGAGGAGAGAGAAACUGAUGGUUCUUCAGAAAACAGACUAACUGUCAUUGAAGCUCCACGGCAAUCGGAUUCACUGGUUGAACUGAUAAAGAAAUUAAAGCCGCAACUGGUAGUUACUGGGAUGGCUCAUUUUGAAUCAGUUACUAGCUCAGCUUUUGAGCUCCUUUUAAAUACUACUAGAGAAAUUGGGUGCCGUCUGUUUUUAGAUAUAUCUGACCAGUUUGAGCUAUCUAGCCUGCCUAGUUCUAAUGGUGUCCUGAAAUAUCUUGCUGGAACUCCUCUUCCUCCGCACGCAUCCAUUGUUUGUGGCUUAUUGAAGAACAAGGUUUAUUCAGAUCUUGAAGUAGCUUUUGUGAUAUCAGAAGAAGAAAAAAUGUAUAAAGCGUUGUCAAAGGUUGUGGAACUCUUACAAGGGGGUACGUCUCUAAUAAGCCAAUACUAUUACGGGUGUCUUUUCCAUGAACUUCUAGCCUUUCAGCUUGCGGAUCGACAUCCACUCUUGGAGAGACAAGGUGAAGAUGCAAAAGUAUGCGACAUGAUUGGCUUUCCUAGUUCUGUUGUCUCAGUCCUUGAUCAUUCUGAAUUGGCUGUAAGUGAAACUGAAGCUGAUAAUUAUAAUCCCAUUCACAUGGAUGUAGAUCAGAGCUUCUUGCCCAUAGCAACUCCUGUGAAGGCUGCCAUCUUCGAGAGUUUUGUGAGACAAAACGUUUCCGAGUCAGAAAUUGAUGUGACAAACAACAUUAGUGAACUUCUUAGGAGCAGUUAUGGUUUUCCAACAAAUAACAACACAGAAUUUGUAUACGCAGAUAGCACUCUUGCCCUUUUCAAUAAGCUAGUCCUAUGUUGUAUCCAGGAAGGUGGAACUCUAUGCUUCCCGGCUGGGUCGAACGGGAAUUAUGUGUCAGCUGCAAAAUUUCUUAAGGCAAAUGUUGUAAAUGUUCCAACCAGUUCUGACCAAGGAUUUAAGUUGACAGAGAAGACACUUGGUGGUGUACUGGAGACGGUCAAUAAACCUUGGAUUUAUAUUUCUGGGCCCACCGUGAGUCCAACUGGCCACCUGUACAGCAAUGAUGAGAUCAAAGCGAUAUUGUCCUUGUGUGCGAAAUUUGGAGCGAGGGUUGUGAUUGAUAUUUCAUUCUCUGGUGUGGAAUUCAACUCAAAUGGAUGGGGUGGGUGGGACCUGGAGGACACAUUGUUGAAUUUAAGGUCCACAAAUCCAUCAUUUUGCGUUUCUUUGCUUGGGGGGUUGUUUAUGAAGAUGCUUACGGGAGGGCUUGCAUUUGGUUUCCUUCUCCUAAACCAUCCCAUAUUAGUUGAAGGGUUCCAUAGCUUUUCUGGUUUAAGCAAACCCCACAGCACAAUAAGAUACACAGUGAAGAAGCUGCUGGAUCUUAGAGAGCAAAAAACGGGAGGGUUUCUCAACGUGAUGGCAGGGCAGGAAAAGAUUCUGUCUGAUAAAUAUCAGCGCUUGAAGGAGACCCUUGAGAAGUGCGGGUGGGAUGUCCUCGAAGCCCACUCUGGUGUUUCUUUGGUGGCAAAGCCCACUGCGUACCUCGGCAAGACUCUGAAAGUCAACAACAAAGGCUCGAGUUCCUGGGAAGUCCAGAUCGGCGACUCAAAUAUCAGGGAGUCCAUUUUGAGGAGCACCGGUUUGUGCAUCAACAGCUCCUCGUGGACCGGGCUUCCGGGUUAUUGCCGCUUCACCUUUGCUUUGGACGACCACGAGUUCGACUCUGCCCUCGCCUGCAUUCUUAAAUUCAAACAGCUGGCAGGUAAUUGAAAAGUUUUGAUUUAUGAUAGCUGUUAAGUGUGGGGGCACUCUUAUUUUUUUUUUCACAACUUUGGUGUUGUGAAAUUAAAACUCGAUUAUGUGAGGAACAUCAUAACCAAUACCACGUGCUCACUUUGGUUAAAGUCUACUUAUGCACGGUGUUUUUUCCCCUCAUAUAGCAAUGUACUAUGGUACUAUAAUGAAUUGAUGAUGCCGGUUUUGGAGCUUCAUAUCACAUGAAUAAAAUUUGUCACCUUUA